Molecule: messenger RNA, 846 nt
Organism: Magnolia sinica
Lineage: Eukaryota; Viridiplantae; Streptophyta; Magnoliopsida; Magnoliales; Magnoliaceae
Product: oleosin L-like
Exons: 2
Coding region: 55-486 (143 amino acids)
Biological process (GO): lipid storage
Cellular component (GO): monolayer-surrounded lipid storage body; membrane
Source: RefSeq, a predicted model, not a curated record
UCCACAAAUACAUCUGUUUCCGUCACAUUCCUCCGCUACCGUUAAAACUCGAAAAUGGCCGAUCUCCAGACCCAACCAAACGGUCCUCGUUCCCGCCAGCUCGUGAAGGCCGCAACCGCCGUCGCGAUCGGCGGCUCCCUGCUUGUCCUCUCAGGGCUGACUCUGGCAGCGACGGUGAUCGGGCUGACGGUCGCGACGCCGGUCCUCGUCAUCUUCAGCCCCGUACUCGUGCCGGCAGCUAUAACGGUCUUCCUGCUGCUAGCUGGGUUCAUGUCCUCGGGCGGGUUUGGAGUUGCAGCCGUGUCAGUGCUGUCGUGGAUAUACAAGUACGUGACCGGGAAACACCCUCCUGGGGCGGACCAGCUGGAGCAGGCGCGCAUGAGGCUGGCGAGCAAGGCCAGGGACAUGAAGGAGCACAUGGGACAGCAGCUCCAGCAGGUUCAGCAGCAGCACGGCAGGGGUGAAGGGGGUGCGCAGGCUUCUUAAGCUGCACUACCUUGGCUUAUGUUAGGGUUCGGCGUAGGAUGCGUUGUGUGUGUGAUUGCGGUAUUGGAUGCGGAUUUCCAUUCUCUUCCAUCUACUCAGCAUCGGCAACGACAUGGCUGAAUGUGUGGGAGGUUAAUACAGAUUGCUGAAUGUGUGGGAGGUUAAUACACAGUGUAAGUUUUGAUAAGAUUGAGGGUGAAUUGGAUGUCGUUAAUACAUAUGGUGGGCCGCACACGUCAAUUUCUAGAUUAAGCUUAUCCUGAAGAAGUUAGUCUUGGAUCUACUCUCUUGAAUUAUUGUUAUCUCCACAGAUGGAAUAACCUUUGCUAUUGUCAAUUGGGCUUCUCUGUUUCUGAUUUA